This is a messenger RNA of Cyphellophora attinorum, 1173 nucleotides long. RefSeq lists its product as uncharacterized. Gene Ontology annotation, molecular function: aspartic-type endopeptidase activity. Lineage: Eukaryota; Fungi; Ascomycota; Eurotiomycetes; Chaetothyriales; Cyphellophoraceae. Bases 1 to 1173 code for a protein of 390 amino acids. The record is from RefSeq and is a predicted model, not a curated record. Gene Ontology annotation, biological process: proteolysis. The transcript has a single exon.
AUGACUUGCAACUUCCUCAUCACAAUUCUCGCACUUAUCUGCAGCACGACGUCAAUAAUCCUGCCUCUUGGUGUCAGUCCAGAUACUGCCUUCUAUUAUGUGACCCUCACAUUGGGUGAUCAACCACUCAAGCUGUUCAUCGACACAGGCUCGCCUCAAACUUGGGUUGCAACGAACACCACUAGAUGCUAUGGCACACAAGGUACAAGAGUUGCUUGCUCGUUGCACUUUGGCACUCUAUACCACCAGAGCUCCACCUUCAAUUACCUCAAUGACACCUCCAACAGCACCGUCAUCCAAUACGCAGACGGCUCAGAGGUCCGUGGCGCAUUUGGCUUCGAAGACCUCGUCCUCGAUGACUACCUUAUCUCACAAAUGCGUAUGAUACUCGCAGAAGUCUCGUUGGAAACCACCGGUGGCCUGUGGCCCUCCGCCGGCCUUCUGGGUCUCGGUCCGCAGCCAGCAGACGAAGACGACUCUUCCUCGCCUGAUGCCACUGGCCCGCCCUCGCCAAAAGGCCUGCAGAGCCUCUCUCGGCCGUUCUCACUCGGCAAGCCACAUUAUGCCCUGAAUGGCCCACAACUCGCCUCCGCUUUCACCGGCAACGACUUCCUUCCCAGCAUCUGGUCUCAAGCCGGACUCCCCGCAUUCUUCGGGCUCGCCCUCUCCCGCACCGACUCCAUCAACACCUCCACCACCUCCUCCGGCCGCAAUUCAUCCUUCGCCGGCAUCCUCACCGUAGGCGAAGCCGCUCCCCUCACUAACCCAGCAAUCAAUGCCUCCGCGGCCAACACCUUCGCGCGCAUUCCCCUCGAGCAAGAAGCCUCCUACUACUACCCCGACGUCUACGAAUACCGCCACGAUAAGAUCAACGCCAGUGGUAUCGUCAUCGGCCGCGAUCCUUUGACCGCCGAAGCUUACCCCUUUAUCCAAGACGGCUUCGCCAGCCCCCAGACGGGCCUUGGGGGAGCAGACAUGGGAUUCAUCGUUGACUCUGGCAGCCAGCUUAACAUGAUUCCCUCUCUACACGCAGCAUUGGUCAACUCAAAGUUCAAUCCCCCAGCCACGCUGUACGGCGAAGGCUGUGGCUCGUCGACUGCGACGCAAGGCGCCCGAAGUCGGGAUCCUGAUCGCGAACGAAAUGUUCCCGAUCAACACCGAAGACAUGAUUGA